Molecule: messenger RNA, 516 nt
Organism: Aplosporella prunicola CBS 121167
Lineage: Eukaryota; Fungi; Ascomycota; Dothideomycetes; Botryosphaeriales; Aplosporellaceae
Exons: 1
Coding region: 118-435 (105 amino acids)
Source: RefSeq, a predicted model, not a curated record
GUCAGCGAGACAGGUGGACACGGACAUUGGGCGGCUGGCGACACGGCGGGCGUCGCAUGGAGAUAUAUGUAGCGGCGCGUGGAAGCAGGCAGGCGGCAAGGCGCGAGAGAAAGCAGCAUGGUGCAGGCAACACAAGGUGACAAUGUUUCAAAAACAAGUCGAGUGGCUGGACGGGAGUGGCUCCUGCGGCGGCACCAGCAAGCGUGGGUCGAGUGCGGGAGGACGAGGUGCCCAGUCCCGACGACGGCUCGAGUGCCCCGUCAUUGCGUCGCUCAUCCGGGUGCGCAGAACAGAUGGAGUGCGAACUUUAACUCAUUGUCGUGCUGCCCGACCUGCUUCUUCACUUCUCGCCCUCACUUCACUCUCUUUUCUCUGUCCGUGUUGCCCAAUUACUGCGCUUGCUGCCUCAGCCCAGCCACCCGUUGCCCGUAUUAACCCCCAACAGCCAUCGCAAAUUUCCUACCCGACUCACUUCUACCAACCUCCCCUCCGGCACACUAACCGCUAAGGUAACUG